This is a messenger RNA of Xiphophorus maculatus (southern platyfish), 2295 nucleotides long. It is a transcript of the gene fyrd1, whose product is annotated as transforming growth factor beta regulator 1. The record is from RefSeq and is a predicted model, not a curated record. Gene Ontology annotation, cellular component: nucleus. Bases 258 to 1937 code for a protein of 559 amino acids. The transcript has 15 exons. Gene Ontology annotation, biological process: regulation of DNA-templated transcription; regulation of cell cycle. NCBI's taxonomy places the organism in Eukaryota, Metazoa, Chordata, Actinopteri, Cyprinodontiformes, Poeciliidae.
ACGAAUGAAAUGCUCGGAAUAACAACAUUGUCCAUUUUUUUUUCUUUUAGAUGGAAACUGAAUCAAAUGUGUGUUCAUAAAAAUAAAGCAUGUUGCUUAACUGCUAAAAAGACAUAGAGCUAGUUAGCAUUAGCGCUCAGUCUCAGUCUCACUCUGCGAGUAAACAACACAAAGGUUCCGCUUGCCACAGGACCUAACAGAAAGGAGCACAAAAGGUUUUGCUGCAUUGCUGCAGCAGAGUAUUUGCCCUGUGGUCAAUGGAGUCACUCAACUCGUUUGAAUCUGAAAUGGAGCCUGAUGGGCAGACAAACUACUCUCUUUUUCCUGCUCUGGACAGCAUAGCAAGCCUGUCUGGGACAGCAGAAAAUCUAGAGAGUGAACCACCCAGUGAAAUUACAGAGAAACCAAAUCUCACAUGGCUUGAUGCCGCUCAGAUUGUACUGGAGGAAGCUGGCCGUCCCAUGCACAUAAAGGAGAUUAAGCAGAGAAUCAUUGACCGGGGACUUGUUCAAUCCAAGUACAGUUAUCGUUCUCAUUUGAUGCUAAAAGUUCUUGUUGCAAAAUCGAGCCUGGAAGCCGUCAUGUAUCGUGAGACACAAAAAGGCAGCAGGAGAUUCAAGAGGAUUGAAAACAGAAAUGGAGUCUUUGCAUUACUGACCGAUGAGGAGCGGCAGCAGGCCCUCACAGCCCAGGCUUUCCUCAGCUCGCCGCCACCGGUGCCUCAGAGCGGAGCCUCCAGCUCUGGCUCCGGGGCCUCGAUGCCUGCUUAUCCCUCUCCCUCAAGUUCCUCUGAGCAGAAACCGAAGAUAAAGAGAGGCCAGCGAAAAAACCAGAAUGAGAAAUACAGACUGAAGUACCAGAGGCUGCGCAAAGCUGCUCGCACCAUGAUAUUUGAAAAUGCUGCACUCUGUGAUGAAAUUGCUCACACAGAAGAGAAGUUUCUAAGAGCAAAAGAGGAGCGCAAGUUCUUAUUAAAGUCCUUGUUGCAGUACCAGACUCUGUCAGAGGGGGAGCUAUUACCUACACCCAGUUCCAGCUCCGUUCCUUCUGUUCCACCUGCGGCACUGACUUCAGCUCCUGCUGCAGGGCCUUCAGGCUCGUCUUUGGCACAUAACCCAAUGUCACUGGUGUCAAUAGGAGAGGAGGGUCUUCUUAAAAAAACCAAGAAAGAAAGGAAAGACCGGGGAAAGGAAAACGGAAAGGAAGAAUUUCCAAAGAAGAUGUCCAAGAAGAGGAAGCUGGCAGACGGGUCACGCAGACUGGUGCAGCCCAUUCCGCUGGACUCGUCGGGCCGUCCCGUGUUUCCCAUCGUACUCGGAGGUUUAACGGUCUACAGCCUAGGAGAGAUAAUCACAGACAGGACGUUGUUUUACGACGAGUGUGCCAUCUACCCAGUGGGCUUCUGCAGCACGCGUGUCUAUGCCAGCAUGAAACACCCUGAGCAGCAGUGCCUCUACACCUGCCAAAUCAAGGAUGGAGGGACAGGCCCACAGUUUGAGAUUGUACCCGAAGAAGAUCCUCAGAAUGCCAUCGUAGCCUCCUCUGCUCUGACAUGCCAUUCAAAUCUGCUGAAGGCUAUCGCAUCCAACAGUUCUCAGGUCGUGGCACCCAUAAUUCCAUCAGGAGCGGGCUUCUUCGGCUUCUCUCAUCCAACUAUUCAGAAUCUGAUCCAGAGCUGUCCUGGAGCUCGCAAAUGUAGCAACUACAGAUGGAUUCGUUUCGAGGUGUGUCGUCAUGGUGAUGGCCAGCUCCCUCACGGCCUAUCAGAAGAUGACGCCUCCAUUAGCUUCGAGGCCUACCUGAGACACCAAGGCCUGAAUGGGAGCAUCAAGUUGGAGCACAUCACAGGACAAUCACCUACAUCUCCUAGUUCCUCGCAUCAGCAACACCAGACCUCUCCCACUAUGAAGCCCUCCACUUCUUAUUUUGGCUCCUGAGAGUCCUCUCUGAAAUCACGUCUUUUUUUCCUUCAUUUCACCAUUUCAAAAAUCUGAGGCUUGUUUAGCAUGUAGACAUCCUCGGGUAUUUCGUAAGAGAAAUCCUGAAAGAUCACACACUAGAAAUAUUUAAGUUAAACAUGGCUGAGCUGUUGCAUUCAAAAAAUUUGUCAAAUAUCUGGUUUCUCUAUGUUAGUAUAAAGGUUGAUAUCUGGUUGUAGAAAUCAAGUUUAGUUUAUAUUGUUCCAUUUUUUAAAGUGUACAAUCUUGUCUAUCAAUGUGGAUUACAGAAGGAAAUGUUACAAAGCUGUGUAUAAUCAUGAAGAGUUGUAUAUAGAAUUAAAGUGCCAUUUAAAUA